This is a messenger RNA of Penicillium salamii, 1110 nucleotides long. Lineage: Eukaryota; Fungi; Ascomycota; Eurotiomycetes; Eurotiales; Aspergillaceae. The record is from the annotation of a GenBank genome assembly.
AUGUCACCAAAAAAACGUCAUGCACUUGCGUCCUCCGCGACAGAGAAACAGUCUCCUGUCACUUCCAGUGAGCGGAUACUACAGCAGGUGUAUGCUGAUAUCCUUCAAAUUCAGCUCACGUCGAUUGGCAUGGAAGAUACCUUUCUGCGAUUUAGUGGUGACUCUGUCCAGGCCAUCCAUCUGAUUGGGCCUGCAAGAAAGGCAGGGCUCGUUGUCCAAAUGCAAGAGGUCCUCGGUGAGUUCAGUAUUGCCGACCAAGCAGAAAAGGCCGUGGCGAUUGCAUCUUCACCUUCGGUUGUCUAUGAGCCGUUGAGUCUGUCCCAGAUUGAAGACAUAUAUCCGUGCACGCCACUGCAGGAGAGCAUGUUCGUCUCCUCACUGCGGCACCCUGGCAUGUACACGGUGAAUAUUUGGUCCCAAAUUCCUCGUAGUAUGGAUACCUCCAGGUUGAAACAUGCGUGGAAGAGCAUGGCUGCCAACAAUCCCAUUGUGCGCACGCGGAUAAUUCACACCUCACAUGGAUUCUUUCAAGUCGUUGUCGACAAAUUCCCGUGGCAAGAGCACAAUGCCUCCAUUAUGGAACCUCCUCGCCUCAAGGAGCUAGUCGGUCAACCGUUGGUUCAAUACUUUAAUGAUGAGAAGGGACGUAAGCUGGUAUUGACGAGCCACCACGCUGUGUCAGAUUACUGGACUCUACGCCUCAUCCAGCAACAGGUGGAAGCCGCGUACCAGGGCCAGUUGCUAGGAACGCUGUAUUUUCACCCCUUCAUUCAAUAUACCUGGGGUAUCCAGGGAGUGGAGGAGUUUUGGGCGACCCAGCUGUGUGGACUGGAUGCCAAGGUCUUCCCAGAGCUUCCAGCCAGCAAUUACCGACCGGCGGCGACACAGUCUCUUCAACAUGAGAUCGAGGGGCUUUGUGUCAAUAAGCAAACACCUCAUACCUUACCUACUCAUAUCUACCUUGCGUGGGCAUUGCUUAUUUCUCACUAUACUGAUUCCCCCGAUGUGGUGUACGGCACGACCCUGAGUGGACGCAAUACCUCGGUCCUAAUCAUUGAGAAUAUGGUCGGACAGACAAUCACGACCCUUCCACUGCGCGUUAAACUAUAG